Messenger RNA from Laccaria bicolor S238N-H82, 691 nucleotides. RefSeq lists its product as uncharacterized. The coding region runs from base 43 to 597 and encodes 184 amino acids. The transcript is spliced from 4 exons. The record is from RefSeq and is a predicted model, not a curated record. NCBI's taxonomy places the organism in Eukaryota, Fungi, Basidiomycota, Agaricomycetes, Agaricales, Hydnangiaceae.
CCAAUCCCCAACUUGAACUCUUCCCACUGAGAUUAUCACGAAAUGGCCUCGGGUAAAGGAAAUGACUCAACAAUCCCUGUCGUUCCGCCAACGACCGUUUCAGAGAAGUCCACCCCACAGGGCCCUCAGACCAUCCAGCCGGGACCUACCGCGAACAUGAGCGUUUCUGGGGGAGGAACCAGGAAUGCUUUGAAUCUCCCCCUUGACGCUGAAGGCAAGCGGGAUUGGAGUCAUGGUAUAUGUGAUUGCUUUGGGGACAUCAAUACUUGUUGUCUCGCUUGGUGGUGCCCGUGCCUCGCCCAUGCGCGGAAUAAGCGCCGGUUGGACCAUCUCGAAGCUCACGGCACCCCAGACCCAGAACGCGGAGUUCGAUGCUCCUCUGAUGGUUGGAUCUAUGCUUGUAUUGAUUUUAGUUGCAACAUGGGUUGGGCACUACAGGUCGCGACUCGCGGGAAUAUUCGUCAACGUUACGGUAUUCGAGGCAGUUCCGCUGAAGACUUUUGUACCGCUUAUUGUUGCCAGCCUUGCGAUUUAGUCCAAGGAAGCCGUGAGCUGCAGUUAGAAGAAGAAAGCCUGGAGCCCACUGGCAGAGUGUGAGCUACCUGACACUCGGUUCGUUACACUGUCGCUCGAUAUCUCUCUAUUUUGGAUUGUAGUCGUGUCAAUAUACCAUAUGCUUAAAGCCUGAGAA